AUGAACAAUACAGAGAUUUAUCACACAGAACUCUUGGAAAAUGUAGUAUCAAAAGAUGACUCAGAUUCAAACGAUGUCUGUUUUAUACGUUUACUUGAAAACCUAAAGGAUGGUUGUACUCUACAUAGUUUUCCAGUAACUAGUUCCAUAGAUCGUUUUGAUAAUAGUAUUAACGAGGAGGAGGAAGAAGAGAAUGGACUAUGUGAAUUAGAUGAAUAUUCAGGAAAUCUAAAUGGAUCAAAAAAAUGGGAAAAUACAGACUUUACAACCUACGGUCUGAAAAAAGACCAAAGGAAGACAGCCUAUUUCAACAGAAGGCAUGAACCAGAAUAUCAUUAUUUAAAAUAUUUUUCUAGGAAUAAAAAGCUGAGAACAGAAUCUUUAGAGAUAAUUUGCGAUAAAAUUUAUGGACUAGAGCUCCAUAAUAGUAAUGAAAAUAUAGAACGUAGUAUUCUUGAUGAAGCUUUAAGCAAUAAAUCACUGGGCAGUAAAGACAGAUAUUGCGAAGAGUUUCAAAACAAUAAAAUCUGUAAAAAUACAUGGUUUUCUUCUUUAGUUUCAGAUUUAAUAGAGGAUAGUGGCAAUAAUGCAAGUAUAAAUUCUGUGUCUUCUGAAAAACCUAUAAAAGUUUCUGAACCGGAUGAGACUUUUCAGCCUUUACCAACUCCAAACAGUGAUCAAUUUUAUCUUGAAAUAGAAGGUGCUGUAUCAAAUUUUGAGGGCCCUGAAAGUAGUAUAAAGGAAGACGAUGGUAUCAUGGUGGAGCCUCCCUUACCAGGACCGGAAGAUGAUUUGCAUAUACCCAAGGGGUCUUGCAAUUCUAAAGAAUUAGUAUCGCAUAGUAAAGAAAUGAUUAUUCAUAUGGCUUCCAGUGCUAUGAAAGGUGACCAAACAGAUAUUAAAAAACAUUCAGAUUUAAAUGUACCGGGGUCAGCAAACAAUGAAAAUAACCAAGUAUUAUCUGGAACUCUAAUUCCUAAUCUUGAAACAGCGAAUAAAAACAUAAAAUCAGAUGUGAGAAACGCAUCGUCAUUCCACAUAUCUAGUGAUCAUCUGAAUUUGGCAGUAGGCACAACUGACGGAAUGAUCCACCUUUGGUCAUUUUUGGCUAGAGAAUACACUUUCGAAGGUUUAAGAAUAAAUGAUACCUGGUGUGCUGAUCCUUUAAUAUGGAGAUCAUUGGGAUCUAAACCAAAACUAUCAGUAAAGGCUCAUCUUACCGACAUUAUUUCUAUAUAUGUAAACCCGGUUUGUGAGGAUGGCUCUGAGGUAUCAUGCAUAAUUGCAAGUUCAGGGUACGAUUAUCAUGUUAAAAUUUGGAGUUUUUAUAAAUGCCAAUCACGUUUGGAUCUUAUUUCAGACUUCAUUCUUGAACAGAUUCCAAUUAAUGUAUCUCUACUUCCUCGUUCUUAUAAAAUAAUAGUUGCUACACAAAUGGGUAUCGUUGAGUUAUGGAAGUUAGAAGUUCCUGGGAACAUGAAUGAAACAUCCUCCAAAAGGAUAAAGCACACCAUAAAAGUAGAAAAUAGUGUAGAUACUGGAAAAGAGAUUACGAAUGCAUCUAUAUCAGAACGUGGCAAAUAUUAUGCAAUCGGCACUUCAAAUGGGUUAGUAAUUCUAUACGAUACAAAUUUAGCGCUUAUUGGCACGUAUUUAUGUAAAAAUAGACGGGGAUAUUAUGCAAAUGGUAGACCCGUGACUGGGCUAUGCUGGAACAGUGGAGAAACAAUAAUACUUGUGACUACAUCUGACUCUAGGAUUCGCUUGCUUUCCACAAGAUCCGAUGAAAAUGGAAAGCUACCUUAUCUUGAAAAGCUAAAAGGGCAUAGAAAUGUUACUUGUAAAAUCGGCGCAAAAUUUUUUGGCAGAGAAGACGAAUAUAUUUUGUGUCCUUCCGAGUCGGGGCAUAUAUAUAUUUGGACAAACAACCAAUGUGGCAGUUUUAGAAGUAGUAUUUCCAACAAACUAUCCACAACUCGAUAUAGCGAAAGAAUCCGAUUGCCUUCUGGGACAUUACUAUCAUCUAUUGGACUAUAUAACGUAGAACAGUGGGCACACAUUAUGCCAACAAUUCUGAAACAAGAAUACAAAUUUAAAGGGGAUAAAACUCAACCAAAUGGAUGUUUGUGGUCGUGUAAGAAGAUGCAUAACAAAGGCAUGGACGCAAAAAAUUCUGAUCCUAGAGAUGAUGUAUUGCUGAUAACAGUUGAAAAUGGACAAGAAUUAAAAUAUUCAAUUUUGAGUCUACAGUGUUUCGAAUUUGAAGUAUAA
Theileria equi strain WA is the source of this 2271-nucleotide messenger RNA. RefSeq lists its product as hypothetical. Gene Ontology annotation, molecular function: protein binding. The coding region runs from base 1 to 2271 and encodes 756 amino acids. The transcript is spliced from 2 exons. Lineage: Eukaryota; Apicomplexa; Aconoidasida; Piroplasmida; Theileriidae. The record is from RefSeq and is a predicted model, not a curated record.